AUGGGUCUUAUUCGAUUGCCUUCUUUAGUUUCCAAUGUAAAAUGCUUUGGCAGAUCGACCUCUCUUCGUGACAGAAGUUAUCAAAGUGAUGUGCCAAAAGGUCAUCUUGCAGUGUACGUUGGUGAAACCCAGAAGAGGCGGUUUGUUGUCCCAAUAUCUUACUUGGAUCAACCAUUGUUUCAAGUUUUGUUGCGUCAAUCUGAGGAAGAAUUUGGGUUUGACCACCCAAUGGGAGGUCUAACCAUUUCCUGCAAAGAAGAUGAAUUUGUCAAGCUUACCACCCUGUUGGAAACUUCAUGA
Lactuca virosa is the source of this 300-nucleotide messenger RNA. NCBI's taxonomy places the organism in Eukaryota, Viridiplantae, Streptophyta, Magnoliopsida, Asterales, Asteraceae. The record is from the annotation of a GenBank genome assembly.